Messenger RNA from Solea solea (common sole), 6522 nucleotides. RefSeq lists its product as uncharacterized. The transcript is spliced from 26 exons. The record is from RefSeq and is a predicted model, not a curated record. Bases 73 to 5058 code for a protein of 1661 amino acids. Gene Ontology annotation, cellular component: nucleus. Lineage: Eukaryota; Metazoa; Chordata; Actinopteri; Pleuronectiformes; Soleidae. Gene Ontology annotation, biological process: negative regulation of transcription by RNA polymerase II. Gene Ontology annotation, molecular function: DNA binding; DNA (cytosine-5-)-methyltransferase activity, acting on CpG substrates; protein binding.
ACCCGGGAAUUGGGGUGGGUUCAGAGCUUACGCGGGUCUGGAGCUUGUAAACAGUUUAAAUGCCCACGCGUGAUGGACUGGAGCGAAGAGGGAUCAUCCCAUUCAGAGAUGGCAGUUAAUGUGUUUCUGAGUGCUGGGAGUUCAUAUAACCGCUAUGAGCUGCUGGCUUGGCUCAAUGAAACUUUACAGACAGGCUUCACUAAGGUGCAGCAGAUAUAUACAGGUGCAGCCUAUUGCCAGCUGAUGGACUGUUUAUUUCAUGGGUCUCUGGAACUUUCCAGGGUCCGGUUUCAAAGUAGUAACACAGUGGAUUUAAUACACAACUAUAGUUUACUGCAAGCUGCUUUCAGAAAAGUUGGAGUCGUCCGAUUCAUCCCUAUUGAGGCACUGAUGAAGAAGAACCCAACAGUGUCUCUGACCUUCUUAAGGUGGUUCAAGCUGUUUUUUGAUAAGAACUACAAAUGCAGGGAGUAUCAUGCACUGGAGGCCAGAGGAGGACAGAGUAUGAGAAUGGUUCCUGAUGACUCAGAUGACCUUUCCUCUGAGACCCCACAUCAGAAACUGGAGAUUAUUGUGAAGAUGGAUGGCAAAACAGCUGAAGAACAAAGGAAAGAGAAAUCAAGGGAGAUGUUGAACGGGAUUUCUGAAGUGAUAGUGCUGAUAUCUGAUGAUGAGGAUGAUGUGAUGGCUGUGGCAAUCGAGCCAAAACAAGACAAAAUGGAUGUCACAAAUAAUAAAGACUGUGAACAAGCAAAAGAGACAGUAGAGCAACCAGAAGCAGCAGUGGACAGGGGAAGGACUGCAAAUUGUUUCUACAGCAGUGACACCUUGCUGCGCUUCAUCAACAGAUAUUGUUCUGACAAUGUGGACUCAAAUUUGAGCACAGACGGCAAUAUUUCUGGCCCUUCACUUUCUGCUUUCAUGAGUACAUUCCACCUGAAAGACAUUGUCCAGGCCUGCUCAAAAACACCAUACUGCCUCUAUCUGUACAUGGGAGUGGACCUGGGUGAAGGACAGAGCACAAGCAUUGUCCUGAUUGGCUACUUUGACCAGAAGUUUGGGAACAGUGCAGUGAGAUUGCUGCACACUUUGCAGAUGAGUGUCGACACAGCGGAUUCGCAAUCCUCGGCAGACAGCGACACUGAGAAUGUCACAGCAGACUCUGAUGCACACCUUCUUCUUGACAUGCUGAAGACAUGGGAUCUCGCUCUGUCCAACCUUGCUGUGUUUUAUUGUGACGCCUCACACCGAGGGUUAAGCCAGAGGUUUAUGUCACUGCUCCGGCCAUACAGCCCAAGCUUAUUGUCACUCUGUGGCCUCCCUGGGAUUGCAGGAAGAGCCUGCCAGGCCGCACUAUCUGCCUCCUUCAAAUGUGUGGUUGACCUUGUGAAAGACAUCCAUCAUCAUUACACCACCUAUGCCUCUGUGAAUGACAGUCUAAAAGAGAUAUUUGCUGGCGCAGAGAAUUAUGACCCAUCCCAUCCUGUCUCAUCACAGUGUCUUUUUAUUAUCCGCACUGUGCAGAAGAUAGCAGUCAGUUGGAGGGAUUUAGUGGAGUAUUUCAAGUCACUGGGUGGAACCAAGGAUGCUCACCACAUUAGAACCCAGCUCAUGGAUUAUAAAGUUAAACUGCGCUUCCUCUUUCUCUCCCAAUCUUUGGAGCCCCUUCGAGCUAUUCAAGAACUACAGCAGUUUGGCCGUGCGAGUGUUGCAGUGGAGCUUCAGCUGGCCUCCAUACUGAUUAAAUCGUUUGCAGCCAGCAUCUUGAAGCCCUCAGUUGUUGAGAGCUUCCUCAGCAGACGACAGCUUCAUUUCCUCCACAGUGAUAAGGAGCUUCUCCCCAAAAUCAUGAUCAAUGUAGGCUCCAGAGCUUGGGAUGUAUUGUGUGCCACUGCUGUUGUGGAUCUGGGGGAACAGGAGAGGUGUGACUUCCGGGAGGACGUAUUUGCUUUCUAUAAAGCAGCACUACAGAGUAUAGUGGAGAGUGUACCUGAGCAGCUUGGUGAUGUGGAAUUGAAGAACAUUGUCACUGUGCUGAAACACCCAGAAAACAUUCAGGAUGACAGGUUGUCCAGACAAAUGCUGUCAGAGAUGGGAUAUCAACUGGGUGUGUGUAAUGCCAGUUCUCGUGAAACACACCAGCUGGGACAUGACUUCUUCACGUCCAUGAAGACAUUGAGGAGGGGACAAAGGAUCACAACAGGAGAAGGCCACGUCUGGACAAAGACUUUGAAAAGCAUGAAAGCGCACUCCACACUGCACAGAUUCAUUCUGACCCUCCUGGCCCUGCCAGACUCUCUCAACAGGAAGCAGGUGUUUUCUAUGGUGGUCAAGGCUCAACCACAGAUGUUAGCAGGAAAAUCCCACUACCGAAGAACCAAAAUUCCUGCCCGAGGCGGUUGUGGCGGCAAGAUCAAGGCAGGGGAUGAGGGAAGUUCGUCUGAGGAAAGUUCUGGUUUUGUGAACAAACCAAGUCGAAUUAUUCCUUCCACACACUCCAUGAGUAUGGAGGAUUCGGACUACACAGAUAAUUCCUCAGAUGUGGUUGAUGUUACCGAGUCCAGCAAACUUGAAAACCAACAGAGCCAGCAAAAUCCACCGUCAGAGAUUGUUUACAUUGUGGGCAGUGAUGAUGAUGGCGACAAUGACGCCAUGGUUUCAACAAACGAGCAGUGCAACUCAAAGGUAUUUUUGAAUGCGAAGGGGGAUCUGGUCUGGGGUAAAGUGGAGGGCUUUUCUCUUUGGCCAGCUAUCACCAUGAUCUCUGAGGGACAGACUCAACCUCCACAGAAGACGAUGGUAGAGUGGUACGGACAGAAAAUGUUCUCUCAAGUCGAUUUGCAGACUCUGAAACCAUAUGCUUCCUUUGCCAAGUUCUUCUGUGCCAACUCUUUUGCCACCAUCCACACCUAUAAAGAAGCCAUUUUCCUGUCACUGGAGGAAGCUGCGCUUCGGUGUAAGAAACACUUUUCUACGAGUCCAGGGGACAGAGAUGAGCUCCUAAGGCAGAUGUUGCACUGGGCUUUUGGAGGCUUUCUACCCACAGGAUCAGACGGAUUCAAAACAACAGCUCUCAUAAAUGGUGAUGAUAAAAGAAGCCACACGCCAAAGGUGAAGAAGAAACUCUUCCUGAAAGCAUCUUCUUCUCCACACUCCACCUCUGCGGGCUGUAAGAGCGAUACGAGUGCUGAGAUUAAAGACGUGACUGUCUCUUUAAAGAGAGAGUCGUGGGCCUCCACAAAGAAGUCCUCCUUCAAAAUAAGCAAUGGAAACACUGCUUUAGAAAGACUUGAUCUUGUGGGGAAAGGUACCAGAGGAGGGAUGAAGGAGAAGGUAUCCAGAGGGGGAUGUGCCUCUGCAAAACAUGACAAGGAAAGAUGGGAAGAGGAGAAAGAUAGCUGGGGAGGAGGAGGGUGGGAGAAGUUGAAAAGAGGAUGGGGUAGAGGGAGGGGUAGGGGAGGAUGGAGAGGAGGUAAGGGACAAGGGAAGAAAAGCAGUCUGCUUGAUGGGUUUGAUGACGACACAUCACCAGACUUUGUGCCGUUCAAGAAGAAGAACUUUGUCAAAACUUUGAACAAAGUCAACCAGUCUACCAACGUCUAUACCCAGCCAGACCAAAAAGUCAGAGAGGAGACCAUUAUUAGGAUCAAUGACAUGAAACUGAACAUUGAGGAUUUCUGUUUGUGUUGUGGCACUGAAGAUAUUGAGAUAUCUCACCCUCUGUUCAAAGGCAGCCUCUGCUUAAAGUGUAAAGAUAACUUCACAGAAACUCUGUAUCGCUACGAUGAAGAUGGAUAUCAGUCCUACUGUACCAUCUGCUGCUAUGGAAUGGAGGUCAUACUGUGUGGCAAUGAUAGCUGCUGCAGGUCUUACUGUAAUGACUGUGUAAAUAUCCUCAUCGGUCCAGGGACGUUUGAUACACUGACACAGGUGGAUCCGUGGAUCUGCUUCCUGUGUCAGCCUCACAAAACCCAUGGUGCUCUGAUCCCCAGGGAAGACUGGAGCAUCAGAGUUCAGGGAUUGUUCCCCAACAACAGUGCCAUGGCAUUUGAGCCACACCGAGUUUACCCGUCCAUCCCUGCCAACCAGCGCAGACCACUUCGAGUUCUUUCACUGUUUGAUGGCAUAGCAACAGGCUACGUGGUGCUGAAGGAUCUUGGCUUUAGGGUAGAGCAAUACUUCGCCUCAGAAGUCUGCGAUGACUCAAUUGCUGUGGCGACCAUUAACCACGAUGCUAAGAUAAUCCAAGUUGGUGAUGUGCGUGUCAUUACCAAGGAACAGAUUGAAGAGUGGGGUCCGUUUGAUUUGCUGAUUGGUGGAAGCCCCUGUAAUGACCUUUCCAUUGUCAACCCUAUCAGAAAAGGCAUCUAUGAGGGCACCGGCAGGCUCUUCUUUGAGUAUUACCGCAUCCUUCAGUUGCUGAAGCCCAAAGAAGAAGACCCCAGGCCCUUCUUCUGGCUGUUUGAGAAUGUCGUCUUCAUGAACACACAUGACAAAGUCAACAUCUGCCGCUUCCUUGAGUGCAACCCAGUUCUGGUGGAUGCAGUUAAAGUGAGUCCAGCCCACCGAGCACGUUACUUCUGGGGAAACAUUCCAGGGAUGAGCAGGCCCAUCAUAGCCUCCCAGAGUGACAGGCUAACUCUCCAGGACUGUUUAGAGAUUGGUAGACAAGCCCAGGUUACAAAGGUGAGGACGAUCACCACCAAUCCAAACUCGCUGAAGCAGGGCAAAUACGUGAAUCAGCUUCCCGUCCUCCAGGACGGCAGAGAAGACAACCUGUGGAUCACAGAGCUUGAAAAGAUAUUUGGUUUCCCCAAACAUUACACUGAUGUGCGGAACAUGAACCGACAGCAGAGGCAGAAAGUGCUGGGGAAGGCCUGGAGUGUGCCGGUCGUUCGUCACCUCUUUGCUCCCCUGAAGGACUAUUUUGCCUGUGAGCAGGUCUUGACAAUGUCCACCACAUCCAACAUGUCCACUUUGCCCAAUUCGUCCACUUCGUCCACUCCCCAUUCCUCCUUGUCCUGUCCUGCCUCCCCAGAACUACAGCAACUCAGAUAGAGGGAGGUUGAUUAUGUUUUAUACAGUGUGUGUGUGUGUGCCAGGAUUUCUCCUCCCUGUGUAUUAAGAACUUGCUGGAGCAUUAAUGACCUCUACUAUUUUCCAGCUCACAAACAAGCUUUUGUUGUUCACUGACACAGAGCCAUUUUAUCUUCUAUACCCACAAGUCUCUUGCAUUAUGUCACACAAGUAGUAUGUGUGUCAACCAGCCACUUUGGCCCCAAAGCCUCUUUUUGUCUUCGAGAAAACUGAGAAGGCAGAUUGUGCUCCAUCUUGUUCUUGGCUGAACACUUUAACUUCUUUAUUAUUUUCCUCAAAUGCUAAGAGACUGUCACUUUUGCUAUUAGCUUGCAAUCCGCAACACAUCUGUCCUGAGCUGUAAUUUAUAAUUACAGUGAGAUCACUCACAAUGGUUGAAAAUUUGUGCACAAGCAGAGGAAACUAAGCUAUCCAUGUAAAGGAUCAAAAUUCAUGUUGCAGCAUGCAAUGAUUUGUGGUGUUAACAGAUUGUACUGUACAUACUGUAUGUCUAUAUGGGGCUUUUCAUUUUAUUUUUAAAACUUUUUUAAAUGAUCCAAAAGUGUAUUUUUAGUGUGCUGCUACAUUUGAGUGAUUUUAAUCAUUUGGUUUGCCUUGUUUGAUAUUGUGUUGAAGACAUAAGAACUGCACCGCUGAGUUGUCAUAUUUAGAUCAUACUUGAUGUGUCCUGGACAAAUGCAGAACAUUAAAUAUGUUUAAUUCGUUUUAACUCUUUGCUGAUUCAAAACUACCUAUUACUAUUACUUUUAUUGUGAUAAAGAAAACGUGUUAUUUAGUUAUCUAACUAAUCAUUCAUGUGAAAAAUUGUAAAGUUUUUAACAUUGUUCAUGCCUAUUAAUAAUGAUUCAGUGGUUUGUAUUGUCUUUGGGGCUUUUUGCAAAUGCCCUCAUGAUUCUAGGAUGUUUCGGUACAAAACAGACAUUAAAUGAUAAAUAAUAAUAAUCUGCAGUUAACUUAAAUAAUUCUUUUAAUAAUUGACAGCUGAGUUUUUGUUUACAUUGCUGCUAUUUCUUAUGGUUAUUAUUGUUAUUUUUGAAUUGUAUUGACUUUUUAUCUGACUACUGUUCUGAAUCCCUAAAUAUGUGUUAAAUGUUAAGAUGUCAUUCUUUUUUGUGUCAAUAACAAUUUCAGACCACCAAGGCAUAUGUCUCAAACUGACUCUGGUAUAGAAUAAUAAUGUAACAUUAUGAACAUCAGGGGCAAUAUGGUCUGCACAGUGUUUUUGCACAUAAUAAUUGUAUUUGAAAGUUGAUGCUUGGAAAUAUCCAUCCCAUCCAUGAUGUAUGUGCUGCAUUACAAACUGUUAAUUGCUUGUUUUUUUUACCCAUUUUAUCUGUUGUCAAUACAUGUUGUGUAUUUAAGUAAGCAAUUAAGUAGAAAUAUGGAACCUUUGAUGAACAGUAGAAAAAAAUCUGAAUAAUCUUG